Messenger RNA from Gongylonema pulchrum, 423 nucleotides. Lineage: Eukaryota; Metazoa; Nematoda; Chromadorea; Rhabditida; Gongylonematidae. The record is from the annotation of a GenBank genome assembly.
UUCGCAACUCCAUCGGGAAUGACUUCUGGCGUGCUCACUGGUGUUGAAACUCCGGAUACUAUCGAAUUACGGAAAGGAAAACGCAUCGAGGAAAGCAGUACGACGGGAGGUGAUACACCAGCUCCUUCGCUGUAUUCGGUUCUGCCAGAACGUCGAAUUGAUCGCAUUGCGGGACAGAUGAUGGCCAGUACGCACGUUUACGAUCUUCCGAAGAAAACGGUGCCUGCUCCAAGUGCGCAAGGCGCCGAUGCAGGCGUGGAAGUGUCGCUGAAUCCGGAGGAUCUCGACUUGGCCGAUCAAAAAGAGCUGGAGAAAAAAUACGAGGAGCAGUUGCGGAAGCAGAUUCGUGGGCGCCAAGAUGACGAUGAAGAUUUUUCGGAUAUGGUUGCUGAACACUCUGCUAAGCAGAAUGUUAGAUUUUAA